GCCAGUGUUAGUUUGUGUAGAUGAGUUGCCCCAUUCCCCACGCCUCCCACGAAAUUUCCUCUGUAAAUCGUAGUGUUAGGUCGAACAGCUCAUCUGGUUGCUCUUCGUGAGCUGGGACAGCAUGACUGGCGGACUCAAGGGCAACAUACCAGAAGAGGAGUAUAUUCAGGCACCCUUCAUCAGAAAACAAGGAAACAUAUACAAACCAAAUAACAAAGACAUGGACAACGACAGCAUCCUUGAGAAAACGGCGCUGGACGUUCAUACGAAGGAAAUCGAUUUGGUAAAUCGGGAUCCCAACCAUAUAAAUGACGAAGUUGUAAAGGUAGAGUUUGAAGAUGUCAUCGCAGAGCCGGCAGGGACCUACAGCUUCGACGGCGUGUGGAAAGCGAGCUUCACCACAUUCACAGUCACCAAGUACUGGUGCUACCGGCUGCUGACGGCGCUCGUCGGCAUCCCCCUGGCGCUCGUGUGGGGCAUCUUCUUCGCCAUCCUGUCGUUUGUGCACAUCUGGGCGGUGGUGCCCUGUGUCAAGAGUUACCUGAUUGAGAUCCAGUGUGUGAGCCGCGUCUACUCCAUCUGUGUGCACACCUUCCUUGACCCCUUGUUCGAGGCCAUGGGCAAGUGCUUCGGGGGCAUACGAGUGUCCUCCACCAAAGUAGUGUAAAAAAAAGGAAGGAUGUAGGGGGUUUGAAAUGGAGUGGAAUUACAGCAAGAAAUACUUCACUAAAGAAAACACCAGCUGUGCAAGAGAUCAAUGACAUUUUAAAGAUUGUUUUUGUUGUUGUUGUAUGUUUUUGCAUUUAAUGGACAGUUGUGUGAGCUGUUCUGCUUUAACCAUAAAAAAAACACCACCUCUUCAACUCUUCUUUACGAGCUUUUUAUGUUAGCCUGCUUUUAAAAGUGUGUAUAUCACAUCCGAAGGUCACCGCACUGCCCUCAGCCUAGUCCUGCUGACUUUACCAGAAUAACACACCAUGCAUUCUUUGACUUCAGACACGAGACGUUUCUCAUCAAUUAAAGAGGGGGCUAAUGACGCCAAGAAAAUAAACAACCUGAUUACUGACCAUGAAGGAGGGAUUUAAAUGUUUUUCUUUCCACAAAUUAGGGUCAAGUCAUAUAAUCAUAAUCGCAUGAUAGGUAGGUGUGUGACAGAGUUUCAGCUGGGAGUAAGAUAAUGCCACUGUCACAGUUACUGACGUUCAGCACUGAUUUCCAGGCGUAGCCUUUGUUCGUGUAAUCACAGUGUGUCUGUGAAAGUAUGUCGUCUGUGAAAGUGAGCCCACAGAUCCCCUGCAGAGUAAUGGGGGGGGGGGGGGCAUGUGUUGUGUUGAUUUAUAGCUCAAUUGGACUUUCCAUGUUUAUAUAUCUUUAACUGCUGUUUUCAGGAUAUGCUGUAUCAUUAUAUUAUAUUUCAAAAAUAACACAAGUCCUUUCAUGUUUAUUAUUUCCAUAUAUAAAAGCAGAUCACAUUAAAAUGUAUGUAAUCAAA
Clupea harengus (Atlantic herring) is the source of this 1492-nucleotide messenger RNA. RefSeq names its product caveolin 1 (gene cav1). The record is from RefSeq and is a predicted model, not a curated record. Gene Ontology annotation, biological process: regulation of cytosolic calcium ion concentration; negative regulation of endothelial cell proliferation; caveola assembly. Gene Ontology annotation, cellular component: caveola; focal adhesion; sarcolemma. NCBI's taxonomy places the organism in Eukaryota, Metazoa, Chordata, Actinopteri, Clupeiformes, Clupeidae. Gene Ontology annotation, molecular function: protein kinase binding; transmembrane transporter binding; molecular adaptor activity.